Messenger RNA from Nothobranchius furzeri (turquoise killifish), 5593 nucleotides. The record is from RefSeq and is a predicted model, not a curated record. NCBI's taxonomy places the organism in Eukaryota, Metazoa, Chordata, Actinopteri, Cyprinodontiformes, Nothobranchiidae.
CAAUCAGCAGUGUGAAAGUGAUAAUCAUAAUCUAAGCCGUAAACCACUGCCACGCUCUCUGAUCUCGUGUCCAAAGGGCAUUCCAGGACCAGCAGUGCAGUAAUAACAAAACACAGUUAUGGUUGCAGAAAGUGACAAGUCCAGACGCAGCCAUGGACGAAAAUGAGGAAUUGGGGGAGCCUGCGGAGAGGAAAGGGAGAUUGACAGCAGUCCUGAUUCUGGCGACGCUCAUAUCUGCAUUUGGUUCAUCCUUUCAGUAUGGAUAUAACGUGGCUGUGGUCAACUCUCCUGCACCACUCAUGCAGCAGUUCUAUAACUCCACCUACGCGGGUCGUUUCAACACACCGAUGGAGGAUGACCUCCUGACUCUGCUGUGGUCUUUGUCCGUGUCCAUGUACCCUCUCGGAGGCUUGUUUGGUUCCCUGAUGGUGGCUCCUCUGGUUAACAAACUGGGGAGGAAAGGGACCCUCCUCUUCAAUAACAUCUUCUCCAUCAUCCCUGCUGUGAUGAUGGGAGUUAGUGAGAUUGCCAAGUCCUAUGAGAUCAUCAUCAUGGCCAGGUUUAUUGUGGGGAUAUGCGCAGGUCUUUCAUCCAACGUAGUGCCGAUGUAUCUGGGUGAGCUAUCUCCCAAAAACCUGAGGGGUGCUAUUGGCAUCGUCCCACAGCUCUUUAUCACUAUUGGCAUCCUUGCUGCUCAGGUGCUGGGCAUCAGACACAUCCUGGGCCACAGCACAGGAUGGACCAUUAUGCUCGGCUUGACAGGCAUUCCUGCGGUGAUCUAGCUCCUUCUGCUGCCCUUUUUCCCAGAAAGCCCCAGGUACAUGCUCAUCCAGAAGGGGGAUGAGGAGAAAGCCAAGAAAGCCUUACAGCGACUGCGUGGAUGGAGUGAUGUGGAUGCAGAGCUGACAGAGAUGCGACUGGAGGACCAGUCAGAGCAGGCCGAGGGCCGAAUGUCGGUGCUCUCUCUGCUGGCUCAGCGCUCCCUUCGUUGGCAGCUGAUCUCCGUCAUCGUCAUGAACAUGGGCCAGCAGCUGUCAGGGGUCAACGCGAUCUACUAUUACGCAGACAGCAUUUAUGCCUCUGCAGGAGUCAAUGACAAUGACAUCCAGUUUGUCACAGUGGGAACAGGUGCAGUGAAUGUCGUCAUGACCAUAGCUGCUGUUUUUAUCGUGGAGUCCUCAGGCCGACGGCUACUACUUCUUCUGGGAUUUUCGAUCUGCGGUGGGGCUUGUGUUCUGCUCACUGUUGCCUUAAAACUCCAGGAGAGCGUGACGUGGAUGCCCUACAUCAGCAUCACAUGUAUCAUCAUCUACGUCAUCGGACAUGCCAUAGGAGCCAGUCCCAUUCCUAACGUGGUAACCACGGAGAUGUUCAGACAGUCGGCCCGACCCGCCGCCUUCAUGGUCGGAGGUUCCGUCCACUGGAUCUGCAACUUCACCGUCGGCCUUGUUUUCCCCUUCAUGGAGAGAGGCCUCGGCCCCUUCAGCUUUAUCGUUUUCUCCGUCGUCUGCCUUGUCACCCUGAUCUACGUCUGGCUGGUGGUGCCAGAAACCAAGAACAAAACCUUCCUGGAGGUUUCCCAGAUGUUUGCCAAAAGGAACAAAGUAGAGAUCAAAGUCAAGGACGGCAAUCUGCCUCUGAAAGAUGACAACAAGGGCCUGGAGAACGUGGAGGCGGUCACGACCUUCUGAGGAUAAAUGAGAGCUUUGAGAGGAGAGGAAGUGAUCGCUGCAGGAUUUUAGGCUCAAACCAAACCAAGCGGAAGGCUUUCAGGAGCAUCUGUGCUGGUUGUCCAGCUGCACUCCACCAUACACGCUGAGCCUGGUUUUUCCCCAGCUGAACACGUUCCCCACCUCGGUGCUGUUACACGACAUCUGGUUCCGGAUGUCCGCCGUCGUCAGCACGUAGUCCCACACGUUCACAUCGGUCAUGGUACCCACAAAGGCGUCUGCGCUGGAGAUCCCCAGAAAUCCGUCCUGAUCUUUGCCCAGAAUGAGUACACCGGCCGGCCUGAUGGUGUAACCGCUUUUCAGGUACCUCUGCUCCCCCACCAUGCCGUUAAUCCAGAGCUCUGCCCCGCCGGUGUGGGACGACCAGGUCAUGCAGUAGUUGGCCCAGUCCUGGGCUCUAAAGUUGUGCGGCAGGUUGACAAACUCGUUGCCGAUCCACAGGCCCACCUCUCUUGCAUCCGAGUCCUCGUUGAUGUUGAUCAUCAGCUCGUUGUCGUUCAUGUUGGUGGAGUAAGAGAUGACGGUGUGGAUGCCUGUCAUCUUAGGGAGCACAUGCAUGCAGACGGUGAAAGCGUCCAGAUCCAUGGAGUGGCUGAGGUGAACCAAGGCGUAGCUGUCUGUGUUUUUGUCAUUGAAGCUGAGCGUCAAAGGAAACAGGCCGCCAUUUUCUGAGGAGGAUAGGGAAACUUAUAUCAGACCUCAGCAACGUUAACCUACCAGGGUUUGAAUCUCUGGAGCAUUUACCAUAUCUGGAAGGCCUGGAGCCUGGAGCGCCUCCUGAGGAAGAAAAACAAACAAUGCUAAAUAUUUGCAUGAGCCUCUAUUUUCACUGUGGUCGUUCCCAGAAAGUUUAUCACCUGAAUACAGAUUCUUUCCAAGAGACGUUACCAGACCCUCGAUCCUCAGGAGUUUGGAUUCAAUCUCAUCCUGCCGACAGAAACCUGAGGAGACAGAAAAGAAACUAAAUUUACAGAAAGUCACUCCAUAUUUUCCAUUCCAUUCUGAGAUUAAAUAACAGAUCUGUGUAAUCACACACUUCCUUUCCCGAGACGUGGCAGGAAGGAGGACUCCACCUGUCGGUCAUUGAGAGGCUGAGCAAUGCGGUAGUCAUUCCACAGCGUCUUGUUGUCGAUGUCCAUCAGUGUGCUCUCCAGUUUCCUGAUCUGAAUGCAGCAAAGAGCAGAUUUUAACAUAAGAGGCCAUUUUCUUGUUAUUACUUCAUGCAGAAGAAGUCUCUACACGUCAGCUUUACCUGGUUUUGUGACAGAGUGAUGGGUGUGUCAAACACAGUCCAGGUGAUGCUCUCAUAGCAAGGAGGAGUGGUGAGGGACCCCUGGUAUCUGAAGAAAUGGUUGAGGUUCUCGGGAAGCAUGGAGCGCACAUUGAUUUUUGAGAUGUUCAUGGACUGGCCUGUCAGGGUCACAGGAGUCAAUUAAACUCAUUUUAGGCUAGAUUAUAAUCUGCAUUUGUGUGUGAGUUCAUGCAUUGAUGCCUGUGCAGGUGAAACUUACCUGUGUACUUGAUUUUGCCCAAAUUGUUUAUAAAAUCACUGUAGUAUGUGUUUUCAAAGUGGCCAUCCUGGAAAGAAACAAAUUUUGAAUCAGAAAGAAUUUUGAAAACACCUUCUUAUUAACCUUUUAGUUUGUUUUUGUGGGUUAUUUGUUCUCCGAUGUGAUUCUCUGCUGCUUUCAUGUAAACCAGUUUAUAUUUUUCUGUGCUGGACUCAGCUGCUCACACUGCAAACACCAAAUGUGGUGCAGUUCAAAACAUCUCACUGAGAGAUUAUUUCUCCACACAUUGGUUCAUUGCAAAAGAAAGUGAAUCUUAGACGCCUGUUUCUGUUUGUGGUUAAAUCUGGGCCUUUACUUCUACACAUUUGUAGAGAUUAUGUCACCAUGUUUAAUCCCUAUUGUCUACGUGUGUCUUGUUUAUGAAACAUUUUAUUCACUAUCUUCAAACUACCAUCAAAAAUGUGUGUAGCUGCACAAGUUCACUGAUUUAAUUAUGUAAAAUCAAAAGUCAGAACCCUGUUUAUCACAAAUUUUACUUCACUUGAUGAUUAAUUUGAUAAGAUCUACCAAACAGAGUCAGAAAAGGGUAGAAUGCCUUCUCCAGGUCAGGGAUGAGGUCCUUCCUCAAGUAGAGGAGUUGAAGUAUCUCAAGGCCUUGUUCACGAGUGGGGGAAAGCUGGAGCGUGAGAUCGACAGGCGGAUUGGUGCUGCAUCUGCAGUGGUGCAGGCGUUGUACCGAUCUGUCGUGGUGAAGAGAGAGCUGAGCCAGAAGGCAAAGCUCUUGAUUUACCAGUUGAUUUGUGUUCCUACCCUCGCCUGUGGUCAUGAGCUUUGGGAAGUGACCGAAAGAAUGAGAUCACAGAUUCAAGAUUUCUCUGCAGGGUGUCUGGACUCUCCCUUGGAGACAGGGUGAGAAGCUCGUUCAUCUGGGAGGGAGUCGGAUUAGACCCGUUGCUCCUCCUCACUGAGGGGAGCCAGUCAAGGUGGCUCAGGCAUCUGAUUAGGAUGCCUCCUGGACGCCUCACUGGUGAGGUUUUCUGGGCAUGUUCAGUCAGAGAGACCCAAAAAAUACCCAGGAGAGUCUGGAGGGACUAUGUUUCUUGGCUGGCCAGGGAAUGCCUUGGAAUUCCCCUGGAGGAGCUGGCUCAAGUGGCUGAGGAGAAGUAAGUCUGGGCCUCCCUGCUUAGGCUGCUGCACCAAAGACCCGACCCUGGAUAAAAAUGGACGGAUGGAUGCACCUUACCAAAUAGUUUUGUCCCCAUGAACUGAAUUUUUCUAAGCAUCUGAGAGAAGAGUGACUCUGCUGCCAUCAGGGGUGAAUUAACCAACCUCUUAAAGGAUGAGGAAGGAAGAGCAUCAGGGUUUUUUCAAACCUUCAAUCAACAUGGCUGCAGCUGAAGACUAAAUACAGUUUCUGGUGGCAAAUAUAUCUUACUUCAAUUGAUUUUUAAGUUCCUGCAAUAGAACAAAAGCUCAUUUUUCUGCAGCAGUGCCUUGAGCCUGUGUAGAUGUAAGCUAACCCGCUGGUAAGCAAGAGAAGAGGUGUUUGUGACUCACGUCAUAGAAAAAUGCAAGCACUGCCAAACCGUCAGGCUUAUCUACGGCUUCACUGAUGCUCUUGUACUUGUCAGAGUUGUAAUGGACAAUGUGGAGCUGGAAGAGAAGAUGGAAAAACACGAACAGGGUUCAGUUGAAACAAAAACAAAAUGCAUCAUGGGAUGUAGAACUACAAGUGGAGUUCAAUGCAUCAGAUUCAGAACAGGGAAUGAAAAAGUUUCAAAUAGGUUUGCAGCUCACGAAUCAGAGAGUUUUAGAGUGAAUUAAUGUAAAUAGAUGUCUCCUUUGGGUGUUGAAUGCAAGCGUGUGGAAGUUUAACACAAAUACAUGAAUGUUGGUCAAGCUGUGUCAUCAGUUCUGGUUUCUGAGCCAACCUCUGCCAUGUAGCGGAUGCCAUCCAUGGUGUGCUCCGCCCCGCUCUCCUCAUUGUCCCAGCCACCCCAGUGCAGGUGCAUCUGGACAGCUGUGAACUUUGCUGGAAGGCCCUUGGUAAUCUUCAUGGUGGGAGGGAGGUCGAUUUGAACUGAUGGCAACAUGAAGAUUUCAUCACUGAUCAUGAAUACUUUACAGUACUGCUGUUGUGUUUCAGAUGUUUAUGAGUGUGCUCUCCAAGGUUGCAGUUUGCAGGGGCUCCGUUCUUUGAACACAAUGAAUCCAAUGCAAAUCUGGUUUUUAUUUGUGUUUUCGUCAUUUAAAUUAAUUCUGUGAAAUUCUGCAUUAAAUUUUGUACAAUUAAAUGUGUUUUAUAUAUUUAUGAAUUGAUUUUGUUGAAUUAAAGCCUAAAAAUCGUUCAAA